AUGACACACAAAAAUGCUGUCGGAGGCUUAGAAUAUGAAGAACUAAUCGCGGUGGGAGAUCUGACUGCAGAACUUCUGGUAAUUACAGAUGAGUGGGAUGCCAUCUUACUCAACUACACGUCUGGCACGAUGUCGGCGCCGAAGGGGGUGGUUUAUAGCCAUCGUGGCGCGUACUUGAGCACCCUGAGCUUGCUAUUGCAGUGGGGAGUGGGAAUUGAACCGGUUUAUCUUUGGUCUCUCCCUCUGUUUCAUUGCAAUGGCUGGACUUUCACAUGGGGUAUUGCCGCCCGCGGCGGCACUAACGUCUGCAUUCAGUCUACUUCAACUGAGGUUAUGUAUAAGGCCAUUGCCGACCAUGGAGUCACCCACAUGUGUUGUGCGCCCAUCGUCUUCAACAUCCUCUUCGACUCUUGCGAAGCGGAGGCACAAGAAAACUUUGCUGUCGAGGUGCUCACCGGUGGAUCCCCUCCGCCGGCUUCUCUUCUUGAAAAGGUAAUGAAGAUGGGAUUCCACGUCACUCACGCUUACGGAAUGACGGAGGCUACGGGAGCAGCGUUGGUGUGCGAGUGGCGAGCGGAGUGGAACCAAUUUCCUGCAGAGCAGCGUACGAGGCUAAAGGCGAGGCAGGGGAUCAGCGUCCUGAUCCUUACCGAAGUAGACGUGAAGGAAACAUCUGGGUUAACAAUGGAGAGCGUCCCGCGAGACGGGAAGGCCGUCAGCGAGAUUGUGCUACGCGGGAGUAGCGUGAUGAAAGGUUACUUUAAGAAUGAGAAGGCGACUGCAGAGGCGUUUAGGGACGGGUGGUUUUUAACAGAGGAUGUCGGAGUCGUGCACCCAGAUGGAUACGUGGAGAUCAAGGAUCGGAUAAAGGAUAUAAUUAUUUCAGGUGGGGAGAACAUAUGCAGCGUGGAGGUGGAGAAUGUGUUGCAUAGUUAUUACGAGGUGUUGGAGGCUGCGGUGGUUGCGAUGCCUCAUGCUCGCUGGGGAGAAACGCCAUGCGCGUUUGUAGUUGUGAAAGGAGAGGUGGCAACGAAGCUGACGGAGGACGAAAUAUUAGGGUACUGCCGGAGCAACAUGCCACACUUUAUGGUGCCGAGAAAGGUGGUGUUCCUGGAGGAGCUUCCGAAGAACUCGACGGGGAAGAUAGAGAAGAAGAAGUUGAGGGAGAUGGCUCGAGAGUUUUACGCUG
Messenger RNA from Dendrobium catenatum, 1189 nucleotides. RefSeq names its product probable acyl-activating enzyme 12, peroxisomal. Lineage: Eukaryota; Viridiplantae; Streptophyta; Magnoliopsida; Asparagales; Orchidaceae. The record is from RefSeq and is a predicted model, not a curated record.